CCAACAACGCGCCACGAGUUUUCAAAAUCCAAUCCCAGCCGUUGAAUUUCAACAGCUUUGAUAUCCGACGGUCAGAGGCAAGCCUCGAGAACCCUCUCUCUCUCUGCUGCCAUUAUUUAUCUUGCAGCUCCUGCUUGUGCUCGACUCGCGUCCUGAGAGUUUCUUCUUUCGCUUCGAAUUCGUCUCCAUUUCUUCAAAGUAUCAUCGUCCGCCAUGGGAAAGUGCUACCCAGUUGUGAGUGAGGAGUACCAGAAGGCCGUGGAGAAGGCCAAGAGGAAACUCAGAGGUCUCAUCGCUGAGAAGAACUGCGCUCCUCUAAUGCUACGCCUCGCAUGGCACUCCGCCGGAACCUUCGACAAGAAAUCCAAGACUGGUGGCCCGUUCGGAACUAUUAGGUUCUCUAAUGAGCUUGCCCAUGGCGCCAACAAUGGCCUCGACAUCGCCGUCAGGCUAUUGGAGCCCAUCAAGGAACAGUUCCCCAUCCUAUCAUACGCCGAUUUUUACCAGUUAGCUGGUGUUGUCGCUGUUGAGAUUACAGGAGGGCCCGAGGUUCCUUUCCACCCGGGUAGAGAGGACAAGCCUGUGCCACCCCCAGAAGGUCGCUUGCCCGACGCUACCAAAGGUUCUGAUCAUCUGAGGGAUGUUUUCUACACCAUGGGUCUCUCAGACCAGGACAUUGUCGCUCUCUCUGGCGGUCACACAUUGGGUAGGGCACACAAGGAACGAUCUGGCUUUGAGGGGCCAUGGACUUCCAACCCUCUCAUCUUUGACAACUCUUACUUCACCGAACUCUUGACCGGGGAGAAGGAAGGCCUUCUGCAAUUGGUAUCAGACAAGGCCCUUCUGAGCGAUCCUGUCUUCCGCCCCCUUGUCGAAAAAUAUGCUGCGGACGAGGAUGCUUUCUUUGCUGACUAUGCUGAAGCUCAUUUGAAGCUUUCUGAGCUAGGAUUUGCUGAUGCUUGAGCAAUUGGAAUGGAAAAAUGAGGCUGCAGGCUUUUGUUGUUUAUGUUAGCUUUGAUUUGUAGGUUUGGUUGGGUUGGGUGGCUGUUUGUUUUUUUGGACAGUUGGUUUGAAAUUGGGAUGGUGGGUUUCUAGUUUUGUUUUGUUGGGGACUUAUUGAGCAGAAUGUAAUGCUCGUCUCCCAGCCUCUUUGGACUUGAAUAAAACACCGUUGAGUUGCUUGUUAGAUGAU
Molecule: messenger RNA, 1192 nt
Organism: Momordica charantia (bitter melon)
Lineage: Eukaryota; Viridiplantae; Streptophyta; Magnoliopsida; Cucurbitales; Cucurbitaceae
Product: L-ascorbate peroxidase, cytosolic
Biological process (GO): cellular response to oxidative stress; hydrogen peroxide catabolic process; response to reactive oxygen species
Cellular component (GO): chloroplast
Molecular function (GO): peroxidase activity; heme binding
Source: RefSeq, a predicted model, not a curated record